This is a messenger RNA of Ruditapes philippinarum (Manila clam), 5216 nucleotides long. RefSeq lists its product as uncharacterized. The coding region runs from base 158 to 1879 and encodes 573 amino acids. The transcript is spliced from 2 exons. The record is from RefSeq and is a predicted model, not a curated record. Gene Ontology annotation, molecular function: zinc ion binding. Lineage: Eukaryota; Metazoa; Mollusca; Bivalvia; Venerida; Veneridae.
GCUAUUUAUAAACGUUUUCGGAGAAAGGAAGUAUAAUUAAUCUAUGCCGAAAACUUGUAGGUCAGUUUCAAAAAGAACAUCCAAUUAAUUCAUUUUAAUCGUGUAAAGGUCGGAUAAUAAUAUAGAUACAAUAAAUAACUGCAAAAGUAUUCCAGGAAUGGCCGUUUCAGGAUGUAAACAAAUAGACCUGCUAGGAUCAGUAGCAGCAGGAUCAACGGAAGACUUCGAUCACUGUUGUGAGCCAUGUCUUACCACAGGUCAACGUAUAGAAGCUCACGGGUUUUGUGCCACUUGUCAAGAAUACCUUUGUAAAACUUGCCACGAUGUCCACAGAAAAACAAAAGUCUUACGAAAUCAUCAAAUUUUGCAGAGUAAUGAUUUUGAUAAGAUUCAAACUACAAGAAAAUCAAACAAUGAAUGCACUGAAAUGUGUCAAGUUCACAAAAAAGAAAUAAUCAAAUUUUAUUGCCCAUCACACCAUGCACUCGGAUGCAAUGAUUGCAUAACUUUAGGCCAUAGAACAUGUAAAGUUGAUUACAUACCUGAAAAAUGCGAAGGUGUCGCAGAUUGGAAGGAGUUCGAUGACGUCAUGAAGAAGCUCGGCGAAAAAUUAAAAGAAGCAUCAGAAAUUUCGAAGAAGGCUACACGCAGUAGAAGCAACAUAAUUGAUAACAAUAAAGAAAUCAUCAAGGCCAUCUCUGAAUUCCGAAAAGAAAUAAACGACCGCAUAGAUCUGAUGCAAAAAGAUGCUUUAAAUAAUGCCGAGGAAAUAAAGUCCAACACCAACAAAAUUAUUCAACACGUCCUUGAUACAUGUGAAAAUAUGAUAUCCGGUAUAAAAUGCUUGCAAUCAAGUCUACAUGCAAGCAGAUCAACUCAUCAAGACAGUCAACUCUACAUUGGCAUGAAAAAGGCUGAAUCUACGCUGAAAUCAGAUGAAUUAUUUGACGCAGAACAAACAUUAUUGCAUACCAAUAUUCACUACUCAUUUCAACGAAAUUCUGAACUGGAAACAUUGUUGCGUGCGAAAAUGGUAUUUGGUGAGGUUGUCGAUAAUUCUCGUCAUGAACCUUCAAAGGUGACAAAAACUGUUGAUCAUCUGAUUUGGAAAGAAAAUAUUAAUGUUAAAACUUCAUCAGAAAAGGCAAAUUGUGAUAUUUCAGGAUGCGCAGUUCUCAACACAAAUAAACUAGUUCUAGCUGAUUACCUUAACAAUAAGAUAAAAUUGAUAUCUAUAGAGAACAGGCUUGUACAAGAAGAGAAAACUCUAGACUCAAACCCAUUUGAUAUUGCUGUAAUGUCUCAGGAUCAGUUUGCAAUAACAAUGCCGGUAAAGAAAGAAAUAGUUGUCAUGAAAACAGACGAUAAGCUAUCAUGUAUCCGCAGUAUUAAAGUUGGUAAGAAAUGCUAUGGUAUAGACUUUAAUCAUGGCCGUCUUUAUGUUGCUUGUGUGUAUCCUCCUAGUGUUAUUGUACUGAACACACAAGGUGAUAUCCUGAAUGACAUCCCUCUGAACUUUCUUUCAAAUUACUUUAUCCCGUAUAUUGCUGUGAGAAAGGAUUCCAAACUUCUGUACAUCAGUGACCGUGGUAAAAAAAGUGUCUUGAGUGUAUCAUUACAGGGGGAACUUACAGCUACAUAUAAACAUACAUAUCUUACAAGACCAAAAGGAAUGUUGAUGUUAGAUGAUGGGUCAUUACUUGUCUGCUGUUAUAAUGAUGGAACAAUUCAUAAAGUCAAAGGAGACUUGAAGCAUGGCAAGAUAAUGUAUAAAGGUGAAGAUGGAGAUCUUCUUCAAUCAAUAUGCCACAGUUCACGCUAUGCUGAGAUCUAUGUUGGUAGCAUUGGAGCCCAGUUGAAAGUUUUGAACACACAAUGAACACUGUAUUCAUUUUUCAUUGAUUUGUAAACGGAAGAGUGCAUACAAUUAUGUGGUAAUUGUUCUUUAUUAUAGAAAAGGUACAAUUAUAAAAGAACUUACAGGACUUUAAGACAUUUAUUCCAUUAUUACAUUUAAACUUGUAAAUUAUGAAUCAUAUCUUGAACAAACUUAUUUCACAUUGAUUUCAAUGAUUUUAGGUUAAACAUAUUUAUGUAAGCAUGUGCCUUAAAAAAAUACAUGUACUGUAAUAAUAAUAAUAAUAAUAAUAAUAAUAAUAAUAAUAAUAAUAAUAAAAAUAAUAAUAAUAAUAAUAAUUAUUAUUAUUAUUAUUAUUAUUAUUAUUAUAUCAAAUUAAACUCAAAUAUCUAUGGCAAACGAUGAUAUUUGAGCAAAUUGUUAGCUCUACAAAAUGAUAAUAUUUUAUAUUUAAAAAGUUAUAUUCCCUCGUUAAAUGUUUUGUAUAUAAUACGGAUGAAGGCUUUUAUAACCAAGACAGCUAUGUGAGGUAAGGUUAUAUUUUAAAUAUCUUAAACUUGACCAUAUAUCUUGUCAAAUGGCCUGAUAAGGAAUAUAUUUUACAGCUACAGCACAAUUAAUUUAUUUAAAAUAAAACAACUGAACAUUGUUUACAUAUUAACAGUAGUCAUGUAUAUAGAUAAAAUAUACGUUACGAUUACAAGUGCGUAGUACUAUGUAAAAAAUAUUUUAUAUUGCUGCAAGCAUCACCGAUUAGCUUUCUUUACAGACAUAUUUCACGAAAAAGAACGAAAUCAAAGUAGUAAGGUGUAAGUAGCCUAUGUGCUGAACCAAUGAUCAGGGUAUUAAAGAUUUGUUUGUAUAGUGUGAUACAAUAAAUUAUAGUAGUGCUUAUAUUUAUAUGCAAGAUAUGUAUACAUGUAAAUAUGACUGUAACAGGUAAAUUAUUGUCUGAAUAAAAUACCACUUAGCUGUUAGCUGUUUCCUAAUAUACUUAUGAACUGAAGAAAAUAAAAUAUGUAAAAAUUGUGAUUUUUUUAAACGGGAUUGUUGUAUAUUCCAAAACUAAUAGCUCAAUAAAUUCAAAAUUGUUGUUAUUUCCUUAAGUCCGUAAAACUUCCGUGUUACUUUAUGAAUUUAACUCUUUCACUACCAAAGAGACGGCUUAAGCCGUCCCUGUUAUUUUCGGCGUAUUUGCCAUAUGGACGGCUUUAGCCGUUUGUAUAAUAAUAAUAGUAACAAUAAUAAAUUAAUAAUAAUAAUAAUAAAUAUAAAGAAAAUUAUACCAUAGACAAUAAUUAUUAUUAUACUAACAGAUUUGGAAACAUAUAUAAUUAUUAUAAUACUAAUAACAAAUAAUAAUAAUUAUAUUAAUUAAUAAUAUAGUAAUUUCUUAGAAAAUCCUCUGGCAAAUAGGUGAACAAUAAAACAAUAACCCUUUGGCAGCGAAAGGGUUAAAAGGAAUAUUCAACGAAAACUAAGAAAUCUAACACUUUUAGGUAAAAGGGCAAUAUCUAUCAAUUGGUAUAUAUACGUUAUCGUUAGUUCUUAGAUAAUAUUUUAUUUGUGUCAUAGUUUGGGGACCUUUCUGUUGAAAAUGUGUCCGAGUCAAAUCGUAUACAUAUUCAUGCAUUGCGUUCAUUGGAGUGCAGCUAUUAGUAACCCGGACUCCAGAGCAUGCCCACUGAUUGGCUCAUUUUGCUAGGGUUUACUUAUUUUGAAGAAAGCGACAAAAAAUUUCAUAUUUAGAUGCUGGUUCAUUGGUUACUUUAUUCUGGGGUUUCAUAUUGUGACAGCAGGGAACGUGUGUUUUACGUUUAACUAUGAUAUAAAAGAGAAAGAACAAAUCAAAUAGCAUCGUGUUUCGAUACUCUUUCUUUUACUUAUUACAUAAGAGGUUGUUUUGUACAAAACAAGCAUGUAAACAUAUUCAUUUUUCCAAUUUAUAAAUGUUUUUACGUGUUUAAAAAUGAAGGAAAAGAACUGAUAUAUUAUGCAAAAUCACACUGGAUCCAUUAGAAUAACAUAAACAAAACAUAAUCAAAUAAAUCAUACAUGGUAAGAGGGAAAAUUGAAUUUACAUGUAUGUUCAAAUAUAUAAUAUCCGGUUGCAAUUAUAACAGCCGCUGGUUAUUUGAAAGAAUCGGCUUUCCUGGAUAAGUUUCAAGUAAUAAUUAUGAAUAUAUUAUGAAUUUCUCCGCAAUUUACCGACUAUCUAUCUUGAUGUCUAAUUAAUGCCCUGACAAGUAUUGUAAAAAUCAUACUAAUAACCAUCAGGCAUCAGGAGCACCGCGCUAUUAGGACCGUUACCCUGUUGAAACCCAAUGAGAUCAUCCUUUGACACCAGUAAAGAGCCAGGCCAGCCUGCUAAUCCAUACUGUUUGUAAACUAACAUUAUAUUUUUAUCAUAGAAUUUGAAAAAAAAUUAUCACUACAUGGAAGAAAAAAUAGUCCAAUUCAGAAACUGAACAGUUUAAAAGUCACGUGGUAAAUACAAAGUCAUUCAGUGUUUUUUGCAUAACAUAAGAUUAAUCGUUAUUGAUUGGGUCAUUAAUUGAUUUGACUAAUUGAUUGGUAAGUGUAUAUUCAGGCUCACAGACAUGUACAUAAUAUUCUGAUCAGAUUAUUUUACACACAAUUUUUAUUUUCAUGUCAUAAAUAUUAUAAGUAAUAAAUAGGACAUUUUCUAAUCAUGUCUAGUACAAUAUGUAGUUGAUUUUAACAAUUCCUAUUGUGAAUUGUUUAAGAAUAAGUUUCGUUCCAAAUAAUACGAAAGUAAAGUUAAUGAUCAUAUUGAAUUCAAAAAGUGCAUCCUUGAAAUAUGUCAUGAUGUGCUACCGUCAUUUAACGCAUCCACAAAUUUGCUCUAAAGAUUUAAAUUUCCAAGAUUUAAAAUGUCGUCAGGUAUUUUAAUUUGAUAUAUAAAAUCCUCUGUGCUAUAUAUCAGCACAUCUGUUUUCUAGCUCUGUCAAAACACUGCUUUUGUUAUUUCAUAAAUCACAUUCUUUCUUUUUUCUCUUUUUUUCAUCUUAAUUAGUAACAGGAAAAAUCAAAACCAUAGUUUCCAUGUUGACGUGACGUGUUUCCAUGACGAUUAUUCUAGUCGUUUCCUGUAACAACAGGUCUUGGUAAACGAACAGGCUGGACUUGGGAGGUUUCAUUUAAAAAUGAUUGCUUUCUCCAAAUCCUUUGCUGGAUUCUACGGUCUUGGCUUUUGUUUCUGGUAUCCUGUAAACACCACUGAUUGUUGACAGAUAUGGCACUUGUGUUAGGCUUUGCUGUUAAUAAUAAUAUAGGAAAAUUGUUUAGUAAUUGAAAUUGAUAUAUGAAUCUUUGAAUAAACUCAAUUUUCAUAUGA